Messenger RNA from Eruca vesicaria subsp. sativa (arugula), 339 nucleotides. The record is from the annotation of a GenBank genome assembly. Lineage: Eukaryota; Viridiplantae; Streptophyta; Magnoliopsida; Brassicales; Brassicaceae.
AUGGACGGGCUCGGGACUAAUCCGAGGACACUCGCCAUUGACCAAUGGAUGGAGAUUGUUAACGGUAAGGGUUACGGCGUUGGUGGAGAAAACCAGUUUCACUCGACCAAGUCAGGCACGUCAGAUUUUAAGCUGCCUAUCCCACCUCCACCGGGAGGAGUUCCGACCACACAUACGAGUGCUCAUGUUCCUGUUCCAUGGAGUUUCAUCACCCCUGAAACGAAGAGAAAGAAGAGAAUCGCGACGUACAAGGUUUACGCGAUGGAAGAUAAAGUUAAAACUACGGUUAAAAAAGGGUUUCAUUGGAUCAAGAACAGGUGCUCCCAGAUUAUACAUUAA